UUCUCUACGGAGAAAAAGUCUAUUAGUUACCGAUUGUUUGAAACACUUGACGAAAUUGACGUUGAAUUGCACGUUCCAAUUGGAUUUCUUCUUGAUGAGGUUACUGCAGAUGCAUGGGGAGUUUUGAGGACAGAGCCAUUGGUAACACGCCUGAAUUUGUCGUUAUCACAAUACCUCGAGUCGUCAAAUCCACCUAAAGUUGAAGUAUUUCAACUAUCUAAGAAGGAGGGAUUUAGGUUCGGAAGUCAAGUACGUAAAAAUGUCUUGAGAAUUUUUUGUCGUCUGAAUGGGAUCAUUUGUGUGGAGGGGACUAUCAGGAGCAUUUCUGAAGGUUUUGAAUGUUCUAUAGAACCUGAUUUAGCAAGGAAUGCGUUAAUCAUUACACGUGGAAAUAUUGACGAAGCGUCCAAAUUGAUUCUUGAAAAUCCAAAUAAAUGCGCGGAAGGAAAUGGAGAAACUUUUGAGGAUGUUAUUGCUGAAGCAGUACCAUCUAAGUCAGAAUCGUCAUCUCCUGCCGAAAUUAAAAAUCAGAAACCUUUUAGGUCAAUAUCACAAUUGUCUGAAGACGAAAAUGUUUUUCAGUUUGGAGAAGUGGAUAUAUUUAAUGAAGAUUUAUACAAAGGCACAAAGACUGAAAAACCAAAAGAAAAACCAGAAGAGAUUGCAAGCACUGAUUUGAAGAGACAGUUGUCGCAUCCAACAGUUUUAAAUAAAUUGAAACGUAUGUUACCAAGUCUUGCACGCACAACCAGUGUAAUGCCUGAACAUAGCACUUCGUGUGUUAUUGAAGAUUUGAAUUUAAUGCAUUUGUCUAAAUUGGACGGAAAAAAUGCCAAAGUUGUUCCAAGUAUUGCCGAUGGAUUCUUGAUUCAAGUUUUCAGAUAUGUACGACAAAGAAUUCCAACAAUGAACGAGUAUUGCGUAAUCUGUGAUGCCCGACAUGUAUUUCAAAAUGGUGCAAUGUUAAAACCGACUGUUUGUGGCAAAGAACUCUGCGUGUUCGCAUUUCUGAAUUUAGGUGUUAUGGCAGAUGCCGUAGAAGACAUUGAAGUUGUUGAUUUGCUGAUUAGUUUGACGCGUGCAGCGGCCCUUUCAAACUGUAAUCAUAUUAUAUUCGACCCUUUUCCAACGGUUAUCGAUCCUGACAACACGCGUAAUUUAUUGUUUACACCAAACAAUCGUGACUAUGACUUAGUUAAAAAGGUGUUACAAGAAAUGCCCAGCAUGUCAGAUAUGGCAUGUAUGACGUCAUCACUAAAACAGAAGUUGGAUCAGAGUAACCGAAGUGUAUAUCCCGUAAUACAGUGGAUUAUAACUAGUAACAGAUCGCAUAUAGUGAAGUUGUCACCAGAGAGACGGCUAGAAUUCAUGCACACACCACACCAGUUCUUACUUCUAUCCAGCCCCCCAGCAAAGGAGGCCGCCUUUCAAGAAGCCAAGAAAAAACAUGGAAGUACAUUUGCCUUUCAUGGAUCCAGUAUAGAAAACUGGCAUUCUAUAAUAAGGCAAGGUCUCAUGAAUGCGUCGGGUACGAAGUUGCAAGUGAAUGGUGCUGCCUAUGGUGAAGGGAUAUACCUGAGCCCACAUAUUUCAACAUCGAUGGACUAUUCCAGGAUGGGUUAUGGCUCACACAGCGUAAACAAAAACAAGUCCAAGCCAGACACAAAGACGCGGUUCUUAACUUCUAGCAAUAUUACAUGUAUUGCCAUAUGCGAGGUGAUCACAUCACCGUUGAAGAAGAACAAUGCAAUAUGGGUAUGUCCUGAACCGGACAAUGUGUGUACACGAUUUUUCUUUGUGUACGAAGAUGGCCAAGUCGGAGAUUCAUCCAUUGACACACAGGACAGUAUAUUCUUGAAACAAAUUCAGGAAGCAUGUGGAUAUAAAGUGUGACUUUUCGAAAAAGUUUUGAUUGGAAAUUUAACCCUUACUCAGCCUGACCAUUUUAUUACAUAUUUUUCUUGAAAAUAUCUAACAGUGUUUUUUUCAAUUUUUCAAAACAACCUGUAGCUUUCUGAAGGGGAAAAUAUAGCGCGAUAACUCAGAAAAGGGGCAUAUAUUGUUGCAUAUUCCAACAACUAAAAAUGAAAUUUACUCACACAUUUUAUAAAAUUUUCAAUUUCAGUUCAAUUUAACAUGCAUGGUACAUAGCAGAGGAUAUCUAGUAUUAUCUACAUUUGUAUAGGGACAGCUUUCUGUCUUCUAGCUGAUGUGUCAGCUGCUGUUAAGUCAUUAACCUAGUGAAGAAUGUGCACAUGGCAUUUUUGGGGAAAAUAGAAGCAUUUGUAGGUGAAAAUAUACUUAUUUUGGGAAGGGGAAACAGCCUUUAUUCGGCUGUAAAAUACAGCGGAAAGAAAUCACUGUCUAAGUAUUACAGGAAUUUAUUUAGAAAAGAAAAUAUGAUUUCAAAAAAAGGAAAAAAAUAUGUGUACUUUUCAUGGAAGAAAAUGAUUGUGGAAAAUUGACUAGUGAUAUAAUUUCUUUCUGAAAGACACUGAUUCAAUUGAAGACUCAAAACUAAUUUUAGUUAUCUACCGGAAAUAAUGUCAGCAUCAUACAAUGUCAAAGACAACAAUGUUCAUGUAUAUAUUUUGGCGCACUUAAACAAUAUGCAGAAACUUCAUAUUGUAAUUGAUAACAAAAAACACUAGUAAAAUUCAGUAUAAAAACAAAGAAACAAAAAUGUAAAAACAGUACACAUGUAUACAUUAUAAGUGAAGUGGAAUGGGAAUUAAUUGACCACUUUAUUAAUAUAUAAUAGCCUGUAAAAUUAGAUGUUACUUUUUUAAAGGAACAGUGUAGUCUGAAUAAAAGAGGUAUGCAUUUUCCAAAGUUUUGGAAAAUGGUAACUGACAAGGUUUUGUUUGUUUGUUUGUUGGUUUUUUUUUGUUUUUUUUUUGUUUUUUGUUGUUUUUUUUAAAAAAAAAAGGGAAUUUAAUGUUACCAGUUACUAAUUUUAAAGGGCCCCUUUGGUAUUGUGGUAUUGACACUUACUUUUAGGUCAACAUUCUAUGCAUAAUAUUUCGUGAUUACUUUGCAUGUACAAUGUUUAAGAUGAACUUUACAACACUUACAAUGACAAUAUUUUUGUUUUGGUCUUUCGUUUGCAUGUUACUUUUAUUUUGUAUAAUACUUAUAUUUUGUGUAUACUUUUAUGCAUGUUUUAAGAAGUUCAGUUUAUUUUUUAAGACAUUUGUAAGCUUAAAAGACCACACUGAGGUCAAUAAUUAUUAGCUCACCAGAGCGGAAGGCUCAGGGUGAGCUUUUAGUAAAGGUAAAGGGGGAUGCUCUUGCGUCCGUCGUCAUGCGUCAACAAUCGUCUUCUUCUCUGAAACUUCUAAGCAGGUUUACUUCAAAUUUGGUCUGUAGCAUCCUUGUGACAGUCACACUUGAAUUUGCUCAUGUCAUUCCAAUUGGCCCCUUUAAGGGACCAGCAGAGCUAAAAAUAGAAACAUAUUUAAGCAUCUUCUUUUACAGAACUAAUUGAUGAAUGAUCACCAAACUUUGUCUGUAGCAUUCUUGGGUAGUCUUUUAUCAAGUUUGCUCAAAUUUUAUCUAGGGCUAAAAAUAGAAAAACCUUUAAACAUCUUCUUCUACUGAACUGAUUGCCGGAUGAUCACCAAACUUUGUCUGUAGCAUUCUGGGAUAGUCUUUUAUCGAGUUUGCUCAUAUUAUUUUGAUUGGCCCCUUUUGGUUGCCACUAAAGCUAAAAAUAGAAAAAAACUUUAAACGAAUGAAUUGAUGGAUGAUAACCAAACUUUGUCUGUAGCAUUCUUAGGUAGUAUUUUGAUCAAGUUUGCUAAUGUUAAUUUGAUAAGCCCCUUUUAGGGGCUGCUAAAGCUGAAGAUGGAAAUACCUUUAAAUGUCUAUUUCUAAAGAAAUAAUUGAUGGAUGAUCAUCAAACUUUGUCUUCAGCAUUGUUGGGUAGUCUUUUAUCAAGUUUGCUAAUAUUAUUUUGAUUGACCCCUUUUAGGGGUCUUUAGGCCUAAAAAUAGAAAAACCAUUAAACAUCUUCUCCUACAGAACUAAUUGAUGGAUGAUCACAAAACUUUGUCUGUAGCAUUAUUUGGUAGUGUUUUAUCAAGUUUGCUCAUAUUAAUUUGAUAAGCUCCUUUUAGGGGCUACUAAAGCUAAAGAAAAAAAUUCCUUUAAAUGUCUAUUUCUACAGAACUAGUUUAUGGAAGAUCACCAAACUUUGUCUGUAGCAUUCUAGGGUAGUCUUUAAUCAAGUUUGCUCAUAUUUAUAAGCCCCUUUUAGGGGUUUCUAUAGCUAAAAAUAGAAAUACCUCUAAAUGUCUAUUUCUAGAGAACUAAUGGAUGGAUGAUCACCAAACUUUGUCUGUAGCAUUCUUGGGUAGUCUUUUAUCAAGUUUGCUCAUAUUGAUUUGAUUGGCCCCUUUUAGGGGCCGCUUAAGCUAAGAAUAGAUAUACAUUUAAACGUCUAUUGCUACAGAACUAAUAGAUGGAUGAUCACCAAACUUUGUAUGCAGCAUUAUUGGGUAGUCUUUUAUUAAGUUUGCUUAUAUUAAUUUGAUUAGCCCAUUUUAGGGGCUGCUAAAAUUAAAAAUAGAAAUAUAUUUAAACAUUUUCUCCUACAGAAAUAAUUAAUGGAUGAUCACCAAACUGUCUGUAGCAUUUUUGGGUAAUCUUUUAUCAAGUUUGCUCAUAUUAAUUUGAUUGGCCCCUUUUUAGGGGCUGCUAAAGCUAAAAAUAGAAAAAAACAACAUUUAAACAUCUUCUACUUCAGAACCAACUGACGGAUGAUCACCAAACUUUAACUGUAGCAUUCUUGGGUACUCUUUUAUCAAGUUUGCUUAUAUUAAUUUGAUUAGCCCCUUCUAGGGGUCACUAAAGCUAAAAAUAGAAAAAGUCUUCGAACAUUAUUUCCUACUGAAAUAAUUGAUAGAUGAUCACCAAACUUUGUAGCAUUCUUAGGAAGUCUUUUAUCAAGUUUGCUUAUAUUUAUUUGAUUAGCCCAGUUUAAGCUAAAGCUUAAAUGUCCCAGGUCAUGGCAUUUCUUCAAAUUAUUGUUAUGCCCCCACUUCGAAGAAGAGGGUGUAUAUUGCUUUGCACUUGUCGGUCCGUCCCGUCCGUCGGUCCGUAGACCAAAUGGUUUCCGAGUGAUAACUAAAGAACCCUUAGGCCUAGGAACUUCAAACUUGGUAUGGUGAUUGGUCAUGACCAGUAGAUGACCCCUAUUGAUUUUGGGGUCAAGGGGUCAAAGGUCAAGGUCAUAUUGACCUUGUAAGCAAAAACGGUUUCCGAUCAAUAACUAAAGAACCUUAAGGCCUAGGAACUUCAAACUUGGUAUGGUGAUUGGUCAUGAUCAGUAGAUGACCCCUAUUGAUUUUGGGGUCAAGGGGUCAAAGGUCAAGGUCACAUUGACCUCUUAGGUAAAAACGGUUUCCGAUCAAUAACUAAAGAACCCUUAGGCCUAGGAACUUCAAACUUGGUAUGGUGAUUGGUCAUGACCAGCAAAUGACCCCUAUUGAGUUUUGGGUCAAGGUGCCAAAGGUCAAGGUCACAUUGACCUUGUAAGUAAAAAAGGUUUCUGAUCAAUAACUAAAGAACGCUUGGACCUAGAAACUUCAAACUUUGUAUGGUGAUUGGUCAUUGCCAGCAGAUGACCCCUAUUGAUUUUAGGGUUAAGGGGUCCAAGGUCAAGGUCACAUUGACCUUGUAGGUAAAUACGGUUUCCGAUCAAUAACUAAUGAACGCUUAGGCCUAGGAACUUCAAACUUGGUAUGGUGAUUGGUCAUGACCAGCAGAUGACCCCUAUUGAUUUUGGGAUAAAGGGGUCAAAGGUCAAGGUCACAUUGACCUUGUAAGUAAAAAUGGUUUCUGAUCAAUAACUAAAGAACGCUUAGGCCUAGAAACUUCAAACUUUGUAUGAUGAUUGGUCAUUGCCAGCAGAUGACCCCUAUUGAUUUUGGGGUUAAGGGGUCCAAGGUCAAGGUCACAUUGACCUUGUAGGUAAAAACGGUUUCCGAUCAAUAACUAAAGAACGCUUAGGCCUAGGAACUUCAAACUUUGUAUGAUGAUUGGUCAUGACCAGUAGAUGACCCCUAUUGAUUUUGGGGUCAAGGGGUCAAUGUCAUAUUGACCUUGUACUUAAUGAAGGUUUCUGACCAAUAACUCAACAACUCAAGUUGCCUUGGUUGAUAUUUUUAUAUUAAACUAAAAAUGCUUUUGGUAUACACAUUUGAAGGUCUUAUGUAAUAUAAGAACUUGGCUGUCAUUAAUGAGGCCUACAUGAUUCAUAAAAUGUAUGCAUAUAUUAUUUGGUAAGAUUUGUAAUAACUUUAAUUGCUGCACACAACCUAUUGGGUCACAAUAAUUAUUACCUUGUGACUAGUCAUGACCAGUAGAUACUAGAUAACCCUUAUUAAUUGUUUGUUCACUGGGUCAGAAGUCGUGCAUAAUAACCUGAUCACAUGACUUAUUGGCUGCCGAUAGGGGGCAUACAUGUUUUACAAACAUAUCUUGUUUACACAUAUUCUAUGCUCAAAUGUUUUAUUAGAAUAUACACUGAAAAACAGUUGUUUCUGGUGAGCGACUCAGGGUCAUCAUGGCCCUCUUGGUUUUUUGUUUGUGAAAUAUAAAAUCUCAAAUUAUCAUUUGCUUGCUCUUAAUGAUUCAAUAACCGCAAUGUUAUCUAGAUUGUUUGUAUGUGAGGAAGCUAUCCAGUAAGCUUACAAAAAUCAUGAAGAAAAGGUUAGGAAAAUAGACUAAAAUAAUCCAGUAAACAACCCCAACUCUGCCCCCCCCCCCCAAAAAAAAAAAUACAAAAAAUAUAACAACAAUUUCAAAAAACAAUCUUUAGUCAACUUGACUCUGUGAUCACUGACUUCAUGUAAGCUAUAUAGAUGGAUAUCUUCUUACACGCUUGAAAUAAUCCAAAGUUCGUGUUAUGAUUUAAACCUACCUUUAAGUAAAAAGGCUGCCAUUUGAGUUUUAAAAUGGAUUUGUGAAACUAUGGAAUAUGUAGCCUACAUCUCCCGCACUAAUUCUCUUCAUUGCAAAUAAUUGAGGUCACUGACUUAGAACCACUUGCCUGUAACUUUUGUACAUUGUAUGUUUGAAUUCCACCAGGGAUUUGGGAUUCUUUCGUGUUAUGAAGCUGUACAGCUUUGAUACACGAAAGAAUCCCAAAUCUCUGGUGGGAUUCAAACCCUGUUAUAUUUUGGAGGAUAGUGCAAGAUACAGAAAGAUACCCGAAUUCCAAAAACUUCCCCUGGUUAUUUAACGCACCAAGCGUUUAAGCACUCAUAUAUGGGACCUCGAUUUUAAGUCUCAUCCGAAAGACUGAUUAGUAAUUUUAGUUGGCUAGCCCGGGAUCGGAACCCACAAUGUCUAGAUUACAAAUUUUGCUCUCUAACCGAUUAACGCUAUGUGGGCUGGCUGAAUAGUGAUUGUGAUGCACUUAGUUAAAGUUUAUAUGCGUCAUAUUGUAACACUUGCAUUUGAUAGGAUAAUCUUGUUACUUGAUUUUGAUAUGUCAGUCUUGUUUAAAGUUAUCUUAGUUUUUUACAGGCCCAUUAUGGCCCGGAAUUUCUUUAUUUUCAUUUUUCAAAAGCUUUUUAUUUUUUGUCCUUUUACAGUUUCCAAAAUUACUAAUUGGCCAAUUAACUGAACCAUCUUUUGCAUCUGUUGCAUUUUGGCAAUCAGUUAAAUAUGUAGUUAUUUAGUAUUUUGACUUCCUUUCAAAAUACUUCUUUAUUUACAUUUGCAACUUUUAUGACAGAAAAUUUCAGACCCAUCUUAAAUGUUCUAAAACCAUUAUUUAAAUCUUAUAAAGUCAUGUUUGCCUUUUCUAGAAUGAACAAUUUAAUCACUUUUGAGGCAUAAUGUGUGGAGAAGAAGCUAUGACCUCAUACAUUUAAAGUCUGUAUCAGGGAUUAAUUAUCACACAAGUUCACAUUUUCAUUUUAAUAUAAGUCUCUAAGUUCAUAUUUAUUAGUACUCAUUAUUAUUACAAUCUUACUGUCUUGUAUUGAUAUUCUUAUACAAUGUAUAAUUUACACAUAUUGGAUGGAAGGGCACACAAGCUCUUCCUCCAUCAGCCUUAUGAUCAUAAAAUUUCUGAAAUCCCAAAACCAAAAACUUAAGUCAUAUUUUGAUAUGAAAUUUUUUUUUGUAAAAUUCUAACAUAAAUUAUGAUGUAUUAUUCCUCUUGCUUAUUGUUAGCAUUUGAUUGAUUAAACUUGUAGUCACUUCAUUGUUAAUGGAGACCAAUAGGAAAAUGGCUGUUUCAAAGAGACUGCAAUAUUUUCUUUGUUAAGAAACAAAAUAGGAUAUUAUAUAUAUAUACUAGGAGAAAAAGAAACGCCGGGUAACCUAUAAUGAUUGUUUUAAGGGAUAAAUUGUAUUAUUGGAUUAUUAUAUUCAUUUUUGUAUGAAAUGUCAUCUGUAUGGAACCAGCUGUUGAAGUUUCAAUCGAUUUCCGAUGCUGAUUAUGUGAAAAAAUACCCCCUUUUAACGAUGACCCUUCUUGUUUUGCGAAACACGGCCGGACAUAUCAGUAUCUUGUGUGUCCUCCAUGCGCAGCUGUGGCAGCCCUGAUCCGUCUAUGCAUGGAAUUCACCAGGGUGUUAAUCAUGGCCAUGGGGAUGUUAUUCCAUUCUUCAUGCAAGGCAUGUGUGAGCUGGACAUGAUUAGUGGGGGCAUUUGGACGUCUCCUUACCCUCCUAUCCAGUUCGUCCCACAAAUGUUCAAUUGGGGACAAAUCUGGACUGAAUGCUGGCCAAUCGAGUGGGUGUAUGUUACUGUUGGCAAGAAAUUGCUGGCAAACUCUGGCGACAUGGGGCAUUAUAUAAAUCUGACCGAUUUUCAUUAUUUUAGGCCAAGCAAUAAAAUAUGUGUUGCAUAUUUUAUGUACCCGGUGUUUCUUUUUCGUCCUAGUAUAUAUACAUAUAUAUAUUGGGAAAUUGCUACUUGCAGUUGUUUCUUUAAUUAUUUGAGUACUGAAAUUAUUAUAUAUUAAUCCUUUAAAUUAAUAUGUGUAUAUUAAUAUUUUUAUUUUAUACUAUAAUGAACCAUUUAUGUUUUUUUUUUCUGUGAUACUGUUGAAAAUUAUAUGCUGUUUUUGUAUCAUUUUAUAUUUUCUAAAACUUAAUAUUCCAUUUGUUUAAAGAAGUUGGUUAAUAGUGAAUUUUCCAUCUGUUAUUUUUUUGUUAUUUAUGUGUUACAUCCGAGUCUUUCAAAUAGAUUCAAUUAUAUUUGAAAAACCCGGGUUACGUGUAGUUAUUUAUCAUAGUAAAGAAAUGCAUGCAUAUUUGUAAC
This is a messenger RNA of Ruditapes philippinarum (Manila clam), 9282 nucleotides long. RefSeq names its product protein mono-ADP-ribosyltransferase PARP6-like. Lineage: Eukaryota; Metazoa; Mollusca; Bivalvia; Venerida; Veneridae. The annotation marks the transcript as partial. Gene Ontology annotation, molecular function: protein serine/threonine kinase activator activity; NAD+ poly-ADP-ribosyltransferase activity; kinase binding. Gene Ontology annotation, biological process: endoplasmic reticulum unfolded protein response. The record is from RefSeq and is a predicted model, not a curated record. Gene Ontology annotation, cellular component: intracellular anatomical structure; endoplasmic reticulum tubular network; nuclear envelope. The transcript has 4 exons.